GUUGAUCUCCAAGAAUACGCCUCACUUCCUCUAGCUGACCCUAAAUGCUUCGCACCUGCCAGGAUAGACAUGGUGGUUGGUAGCGACAUUCUCCCCAAAAUACUAAUUCCAGGUCUUAAAACCAACGUUGGCGGUAGCUUAAUAGCCCAAAACUCCAUCUUUGGGUGGAUAUUAAGCGGCCCAGUUGCGGAACAAAUCUCAACAUUUUCCACCCAAGUAGUUGAAGGCUCAGAAGAUUCGCUAGGUGAUCUACUCAAACGAUUUUGGGACGAUGAUGAAUUUUGCGAGGAGCUCUACAAAAAUACUACCUAUCGGAGAGAAGACGGCCGCUACGUAGUAAAACUCCCAUUGAAGUCAACAUUUCCCGACUCAACCGCACUAGGGCACUCCAGACCCGCAGCUCAGCAGCAAUACCUCAGCAUUGAGCGGGGCAUCGAGAAGAAAGCGGAACUCCAAACCACAUAUUCAAAGGUCCUCGAAGAAUAUUUAACUCUAGACCACAUGGAGCCCACAAAGUCACGCGAAAUCAUACGUGAUGGUAAAUAUUUCUCAUUUUACCUGCCACAUCACGCUGUGAUUAAACCUGAUAGUAAAACUACUAAAGUCCGAGUAGUUUUUAAUGCGUCAAAACUCUCUCACUCCGGCCUCUCACUUAAUGACGUACUGCACACAGGUCCCGUUCUCCAAAAUGUCCUAAUGCCUAUAAUUCUCAAAUGA
Rhagoletis zephyria (snowberry fruit fly) is the source of this 717-nucleotide messenger RNA. RefSeq lists its product as uncharacterized. The record is from RefSeq and is a predicted model, not a curated record. Lineage: Eukaryota; Metazoa; Arthropoda; Insecta; Diptera; Tephritidae.